Molecule: messenger RNA, 6746 nt
Organism: Mauremys mutica (yellowpond turtle)
Lineage: Eukaryota; Metazoa; Chordata; Testudines; Geoemydidae
Gene: DCLK1
Product: doublecortin like kinase 1
Exons: 17
Coding region: 371-2593 (740 amino acids)
Biological process (GO): intracellular signal transduction; neuron migration; protein phosphorylation
Cellular component (GO): neuron projection; axoneme
Molecular function (GO): ATP binding; protein kinase activity; microtubule binding
Source: RefSeq, a predicted model, not a curated record
GGAGGGAGGCUGUGGCGGCGCCGCCCUCUGGAGAGGGAGCCGGCGAGAGGCUGGUGUGAAGAGCAGCAUCUCAAUGAGGGCCGGGCUAAUGCAAAUCGCCGCAAUCACCAGCAGACAGUAGAAGAAAGGCGAAGCAGCUGCCGCCCAGCCUCAGCAGCAGCAGCAGCAGCGGCCAGCCGGGGGGCCAGAAGACCCAUAACAAAAGGCAUCCGAGCUGCUCUCUGCGACCGCAGUUGCAAUCAAAGCGGGGCGGCAGGGCGGGGGAGUUGCUGAUCGGAAACCCAGCACCCCCUUCACAACCAACCUACUUGGGUCUGGGGCAGAGGCGCUUCCAGCCCCCCACGCCCCCACGAAUAGAUUUACAUCAAAGAUGUCCUUUGGAAGAGACAUGGAGCUGGAACACUUUGAUGAGCGUGAUAAAGCACAGCGAUAUGGCAGAGGGUCACGGGUAAAUGGUCUGCCUAGCCCUACCCACAGUGCCCACUGCAGCUUUUACCGAACCCGCACUCUACAAACCCUAAGUUCUGAGAAAAAAGCCAAGAAAGUUCGUUUCUAUCGCAACGGAGACCGGUAUUUCAAAGGGAUUGUCUAUGCCAUCUCCCCCGACCGGUUUAGAUCUUUUGAGGCCCUGUUGGCUGAUCUGACCCGAACUCUGUCUGAUAAUGUGAAUCUGCCCCAGGGAGUGAGAACAAUCUACACCAUUGAUGGUGCCAAGAAGAUUUCCACCUUGGACCAGCUAGUGGAAGGGGAGAGCUAUGUGUGUGGUUCAAUAGAACCUUUCAAAAAACUGGAGUACACGAAGAAUGUAAACCCAAAUUGGUCAGUGAAUGUUAAGACAACAUCCACUUCCCGUACGGUGCCGUCUCUUGCCACUGCCAAAGGAAGUCCUUCCGAUGCAAGAGAGAAUAAAGAUUUCAUUAAGCCUAAACUGGUCACCAUCAUCAGGAGUGGUGUGAAACCACGUAAAGCAGUCCGGAUUCUGCUUAAUAAGAAGACAGCACAUUCAUUUGAACAGGUUCUUACUGAUAUAACUGAUGCCAUCAAGUUGGAUUCGGGAGUGGUUAAACGCCUGUACACACUGGAUGGAAAACAGGUGAUGUGCCUUCAGGAUUUCUUUGGUGAUGAUGACAUUUUUAUUGCAUGUGGACCAGAAAAGUUCCGUUACCAGGAUGAUUUCUUGCUAGAUGAAAGUGAAUGUCGGGUAGUGAAAUCUACUUCCUAUACCAAAAUAGCUUCAACAUCACGUAGGAGCACCACCAAGAGCCCAGGUCCAUCUAGACGCAGCAAGUCUCCUGCCUCUACCAGCUCAGUUAAUGGAACCCCUGGUAGCCAGCUUUCUACUCCCCGCUCCGGGAAGUCUCCAAGCCCAUCUCCUACCAGCCCAGGAAGCCUGCGAAAACAGAGGAGCUCCCAACACAGUGGUUCCUCUACCUCAUUAGCAUCCACCAAAGUUUGCAGCUCCAUGGAUGAAAAUGAUGGACCUGGAGAAGAAGUGUUGGAAGAAGGCUUCCAGGUUCCAGCAUCAAUAGCAGAAAGAUAUAAAGUUGGAAGGACUAUAGGAGAUGGAAAUUUUGCUAUUGUAAAGGAGUGUAUAGAAAGGUCAACUGGUCGAGAAUAUGCUCUGAAAAUCAUAAAAAAAAGUAAAUGUAGAGGAAAAGAGCACAUGAUCCAGAAUGAGGUAUCUAUUUUAAGAAGGGUCAAACAUCCCAAUAUUGUUCUUCUGAUUGAGGAGAUGGACAUGCCAACUGAGUUGUACCUUGUCAUGGAGCUUGUAAAGGGAGGAGACCUUUUUGAUGCCAUUACCUCCACUAACAAAUACACAGAGCGGGAUGCCAGUGGGAUGCUGUACAAUCUGGCCAGUGCCAUCAAAUACCUCCAUAGCUUGAACAUUGUUCACAGGGAUAUCAAACCUGAGAAUCUACUGGUUUAUGAACACCAAGAUGGAAGCAAGUCUCUGAAGCUGGGAGACUUUGGGCUGGCAACAAUAGUGGAUGGACCUCUUUACACAGUCUGUGGGACCCCUACAUAUGUAGCUCCAGAAAUCAUUGCAGAAGCUGGAUAUGGCCUGAAGGUAGACAUCUGGGCAGCUGGUGUGAUUACUUACAUCCUGCUAUGUGGCUUUCCUCCAUUCCGUGGAUGUGGAGAUGACCAGGAAGUGCUUUUUGAUCAGAUUUUGAUGGGCCAGGUGGAUUUCCCAUCUCCAUACUGGGAUAAUGUUUCGGAUUCUGCAAAGGAACUUAUCACCAUGAUGCUUCAGGUAGAUGUAGAUCAGCGAUUCUCAGCCUUGCAAGUUCUCGAACAUCCGUGGGUUAAUGAUGAUGGCCUUCCAGAGAAUGAGCAUCAGCUUUCAGUAGCUGGGAAGAUAAAGAAGCAUUUCAAUACAGGGCCUAAACCCAACAGCACAGCAGCUGGAGUUUCUGUCAUAACAACCACCGCUCUUGAUAAGGAGAGGCAGGUUUUCCGACGAAGACGCAACCAGGAUGUGAGUGGACGUUAUAAGACUCAGCAAGCUCCACCUGAACUCAACUCUGAAUCGGAAGACUAUUCACCAAGUUCAUCCGAGACUGUUCGCUCACCUAACUCACCCUUUUAAUAAAACACUUUUGCUCAAAGUCUUGGCUUAACCCUUUGAGAUUCUGAAAAUCCUCCAAACCUGUGAGAAACGGUUACAUCUGCUCUAUCUAGCACUAAUGCUCGAAUGAUGGAACAGAAAAGGGUGUUUACAGUAUCUUUGUAAUAAUAAUUUCCUAACUGACUGAAAUGAUACUUGUGCUCUGUCUAGAUUGUGACUUGCUGCUAAAAUGAUCCUCAAAGGGUUAAGACUAUUUUGCAUUUUUUUAAGAUAAGAGCAAUGAAUGUUUUCAUCAGUCAUGCUAGGACCUGCAGUUUGUAAUUUUAGCACAUGUUAACCCUCUGAGUGCAUAGUAAUCUUUAACCUUGAUGGCCCACACUAGGGCUUUAUUGACUUAUAUGCACAUAUCUUUCCCUCAUCUCCUUAGUUCUUUCCCCAGUUUUCUGGCCAAAACAAUAUCCAAAUGCUACUCUAUUUGAGUGAUGGCAAAUAGGGGCUUUUUAAAAAUCUUGUUUUAGAGCAGCAUAUUCUAAACUUCUGUGAUAUUCUACCACAGAGGGCUGACCAUUAUUGGUAGGUGACAUACAAGAUAAGUGGAAAAUCAGUGGUAGGACUGCCUCAUAACAAUCUACCUAAGGUGACGUGACAAUACCAUCAAAAUAGUUGCUUCCACAUUAUUGGCUGCUAGCGGCUGUCGUGUAGUAGUGGCAGAAUCAUGAGAAGUGGGUGAAGGGCACAUUCUAUCAUGCUUUGGUAUGUAAAGAUCUAAUUCUAAAACUUUCCCCUGCCACACACACAAGGACGUACAGAUGGGGGAGAGCAAUUAGUUUCUCUGUAGCAUUGGGAUUUUGAAGAGGGAAUACUCCUCUCAACACAAUCAUGUUUUUUCAUAGACACACUGUGAUUACUACCAGGAGAGAGACUUUUAAAAGACAGAGAUGAAAAAUCCAGCAUUAAAGGAAAGAGAAUUAUCCUUAAAAUAGUUACAUUAUUUAUAAAUUUGGGGAAAUACCUGGCAAGUUAACAUUUAAGAAAAGCCUUUGGGUGAAAUCCUGCUGUCCUCAUUGACAUCAAUGAGAAUUUUGUCUUAGAGUGGAAAAACUAUUCAUCUAGCGGAUCUGUCCUAUUAUACACAGAGGGGGGUGUGUGUGAAAACACACACAUAGGGUGUUAAACCUCAAGUCAGUGUGAUUUCAUUUCAUCCUUGUACAAAGAAAAGCCAAUUCACAGAGAAGUUAUACUUCAUAAACUUUUGCUUCAAAUAGGAUCAUUUGAGUGAAAACAGUCCCAUAUUCACACAAAAGUGGCACUAGUUGAGUGAAAAAUGGCACAUUUCCAAAAUUUGAUUUUCAAAAUGAUAAAUAAAUAUAAGACCCGAGCAGAAAAUAUUAACUUUGAUGUUUCACAUGUUGAUUUUACAUUUUGGGGCUGUGCUCACAGAACUCUCAAUGAAAACCAUGGGAAUUCUGAAGGUGAGGGUCUUGUAGGAUCCAUCCUAUUAUUGAUUUGCAUUCCUAAAGUACCAAUCACUGGAGUAGCCAGGUGCCAUCUUUUUCUGAAAUCUCAAAAGAUUCACUGAAUGUCAUGUGUGUAAAUAGUGUAGGUCAAUUCCUUUCUCUUCUCUACUCUCUUUAGAAUAUGCCCAUCUCGCCUUAUGUCCAUUGUAAGAUUUUUAUAUUUCAAACAUUUAACACAUUUGGAACCAAGGGAACCUCAUUUCAUGAGUUUUCAUUCAAGUGAUGGAAAACAUUGAUUAGAGUUCUUUGGUUUCGAUCUAUCCAUUUGAUUGUGGGGGAGGUCCUCAAUGCGUCUGCAUAGCCCCAUUGACUUUAGUGGGAUGCUGCACACAAGUGUAAGGGUCUCAAUCAGAUUACAGGAUUGAGGCCUUUAUUGGCAACUGAAGCAUAAUUAACAGAGGAACACUGGUUAAAGUAUAAAAUUAAUUGUGCCCUAAGCAGAGAAACUCAGCAGGUUUCUGGGGAACUCCAUAGGGGUAAUGGGAUAUGUAGCUACAGCACACCUAAACUUCGGAGUUUGGAGUGUGCUUCCUGGCUAUUGUGCCUCCCUUGUCAAGGUCAGGGGGAAAGAUGGAAGAGCUAUAUAGUGGCAGAUCAUCUGACCUGCACAACCACCCCUAAAGAGUCACUGCACAAAGAGACUUCAUGGUAGGUAUGGAAUCAUCUUGGUGUCACCCCACUGGGCAGCAAUAUCAGAGCAAUUGCAUUACAUACGUGUCCUCUACUCUGGUGGAAGAGUGGGUAGGAUUUGGGCCACAGUGAAUCAAUAUUCAGGACCAGGUCCUCAGCUGGUGUAACUCAGUGUAGCUCCAUUGAAGCCAAUACUGACUUACAGCAGCUUAUAUAGCCCCCCACAUUAUAGUACAGCCUUCCCUUUAGAACAGAUGCAACUCAAUGCAAAUAUAAAGAUAUUUAUAUGGCAAUCUAAAGUGUCCAUUAAUAACACGUGCUUUUUUGACUAUCAGCAAAACGGCAGUUUCAAAGGAACAAGGACAAAAUUCGUUUUUCUUAAUUAAAUAGAGGAGUUGGGGAAAAAAAACAGGUAUGAAACAAAUGCUUCAUCUCAUGAAUGUGUAGUGUCGUUUGAGAUCUUCCGAUCACCUUUGCUUUUGUUUUAGACUCCAGGGCUAUCAUUAAAAUAAGAUGUUUGGCUCCAUCGUACACCAUAUUGUACCACUUAAAACAUAUAUAAAAAUAACCCCAGCCCCUGAAAUUUCCACUCAUCCCUUGCAAAUUUCUGAUCUUUGGCUCAUGUUUUACUGACAUAACUCCUAUAACAUUUUACAGUUAUGUUCCUUAGGCCCCUUCAAGAAUGUGCACCAAAUAGUUGAAUGGGGCCUUUUCAUGGUUUCAAGAAAAACUAUUGGAAUAUUAUAACGGUUUUAAAAGAGAGGAUAGCCGGAUUAUAAAAAUAAGGUUUCAAAUAGUUAAUGGUUGAUGCUUGUUUGCCAAAGAAAUACAAGGCCAAAUUUUGCCUCUACUUACACCUUUGUAAUCCCACUAAGUUCUUGGGUGUAACUGAUAUCAGAAGGUGGGACCCUUAGUCAAGGAAACUGAACAGAUUGGGGCUAACAGACAGUUUCUAAUAUGAAUACACUUAAAAAUCUAAUAUGAGAGCACAUGGCAUAGUAGUCAUUUUACUGUAAACCAUCCAGUAGCUUAACUUUACACAUUAUAUUGGUGCUAAACAUUAAAAUAAAACAAAAGAAAAUAUGCAUUGUAUUUACAGACUGUAAAUGCACCACUUCAUUAUUUUUUAUGCAUGUUGCUAACUGAUUGUCCCUUCCGGUGAGUUUACCUGCAGUAAACUAACUUUAUGGCAAAUGCAAUACUCAAAUGUUAUAGUGCCCUUCCCAUCUUUGUGCACUUUGAGUAUUGUGCUGAAUAAAUUUAGAAUGUGAUUUAUCAUGUGAAAAGGGAAAUCAGCAACCCCAUUAGAUAUAAUCUUAUUAGCAUUUAUCUACAAAAAGCUCCAGGAUAUUAUAGUUGUACUCAGAGGGUUAACAGAAAAGCACAAGGCAUGCUGAUUACAUUGGUGUAUCCAAACUGCUUUGCUUUUUUAGCCAGUGUUUGCUAAUUUUUCAGAAAAUUCUUGGAAAAUUUAAAGUUUAAAAUAAUUUAAGUGUUGUUGUUCAAGGAAUUUCUAUAACCAAAUUAAUCUUAUUUUUAGUUUAACUUAUCACAGGAAUAAUAUGUAUCAUUAAUGCAGUGUAAGUCUGUAGUUAUAACUUUUAUUAAUUCCACAAGUGAUUCAAGAUUUUUUUUUUAAGUACUUAAUAUAGAGCUUACAAUGGUGGCAUAGGUGACUGAGACUGUCUUUCUUUUUGGUAAACAAACAAUAUUGUAAUUUCAAGAGAGUCCUAAGAACCAGCUUUUCAGUUUGGUAGUGUACUAGUUAGGGAAAAGCGAUCUCAUUACAUGCAUUGUGUAAAUCUUUGUAGAUGAGAACUGUUCAUAUGAAUGAACACACUUUUUUUCUUGACAUUGUAGCAGAAACUGUUUACUUGUUGAUGAUCAACCAAUACAUUAAUUUGCUUCAGACUGUUACAGGGGAAAGUGAGACUCCAGUCAUUGAAAAUGUUAUUGCUUUACAGUAGCCCUCAUCUAAUUUAAAUGUGGUGCAUACUACAAUAAGCAAAGCCAAACCUGUGAAUAAA